Molecule: messenger RNA, 459 nt
Organism: Penicillium taxi
Lineage: Eukaryota; Fungi; Ascomycota; Eurotiomycetes; Eurotiales; Aspergillaceae
Exons: 3
Coding region: 1-459 (152 amino acids)
Source: RefSeq, a predicted model, not a curated record
AUGGCUAUCUCAAGCAACGAAAAGCGUGCAUUAGAGAGGAAAAAAUGCCGAGAAGCUUUAGCGGCGCAUAUCCGUAAGUCCCUAGACGGAUACGCCUGGUCUGUCACCGAACCUAACAAGCAUCUGUUGCAAUCGAGUCUCAGCGGUGGGAACAUCCGCCUAUACCGGUCUAUAUGUGAGGAACUCGGUCGGUCACUUAAGGCUGUAACACCAGAGACAUUACAAACUUCCCCUUCGGAUCAUAAAAGCAGUGCAGAGGAGGUGAGAGAAAAAGAUCCUGAGCCCCAAUAUGGGGAUGAGAGGGGAAAUGUAUCAUUUACAACUCAGAUCCGCGAUUUAGAAUCUAUAAAUUGCGAUUUGGGGGUUGAGCUUGAUCAGACUCGAAGCCAUCUAGAGAGGUCACUAAGCGAGAGCCAUAAUUUAAAAAUCGAAAUUACUCGGCUUCAGACUCAGCUCUAG